Molecule: messenger RNA, 2414 nt
Organism: Rubroshorea leprosula
Lineage: Eukaryota; Viridiplantae; Streptophyta; Magnoliopsida; Malvales; Dipterocarpaceae
Source: the annotation of a GenBank genome assembly
CAAUGUAGAGGCGGGGAAAUUUCACUGGGAAUUGCUUGCGCUCUACGCGCCGCUGCUUUCCGGCAGAGUCUCUGCAAGUCUCCGCUGCGCUCUCCGGUGAAGUCUGCCGAGUUUCCGGUCAGGUCAUGGCAGGGUAUUCAAAUGGAAAGAAUUCCUCAGAUUCACGACACAAAGAAAAAGUAAAGGAAGAACCACUGGACUAUGACAUCCCAGUAGAGACCCCAUAUCCAAGACAUGCUGGGGAAAAUGUAGCUAGUUCAUCUGGAAGCAAUAUGAGAUCAUCUUUGGUUGGGAUGGGAUUUUUACCAUCUCUUGUUGACAAGGUUAUUGAAGAAAAUGGUGAAGACGACAUUGACUUGUUAUUCGAGAGGCUUUUGCAGUAUACUGAUGCUCAAACUCAAUAUUCUGAUUCUUUGGAUGGCUUGUUUGGUAACAAGGAUGUAAGCUAUCCUCAAACUUCUGGACUUAUUCAACCAAAAGAGGAGCCUGAUGAAUUUGACGAGUUUUAUGUCGAUAAAAGAGCAUCCUUACUAAUGAUGAACUUCUCUGAGAAUGAAGUUGAUUUUGCAUUGAACAAACUUGGUGAAGAUGCCCCAGUAAAUGAAUUAGUGGACUUCAUCACGGCUGCUCAGAUAGCAGAAGAACUUGAGAAUGAAAUAGAUGAUUCGUCUGGUGAUGAUGAAGAGAGGGAUCAGGGUGUUACUAAUGAAGCUUUGUUUGGAACUAUGGAUAAAACUCUUCAUUUGCUUGAAAUGGGAUUCUCUGAGAGUGAAAUCUCAUUAGCGAUUGAGAAAUUUGGUGCUGAAAUUCCAAUUUUAGAGCUUGCCGAUUCAAUACUUACAGGUCGUAUUCAUUGUUCUGAUAGUGAGAAGUUUAAUUUGGCAUCUUUGGCUAUGAGGCAGUCAGGAGCCUCAGAGAAUUCUAAUAGACAAAAUGACAGCACAGGAUGUUACUUGUAUGAUACUGAAAAUAUUAAAACAGAGGAUUCUGGUUUAGAUGCUGCUCAUUCAAGGGGCAUUGAGUUAGAGAUAUCUUGCAAAGGCAAAAGGCCAAGAGUAGAAAACGUCAAUGACUUCCCAGUUGAUGUUUCUCACUCCAGCCAAUUAGAUUAUGAUGAAAUUUGGGAAGAGAAAAGGCCAAAAGAUGAGGAGUAUAUGGAUGAGAUGGGUUUUUUCCUUGAACCUCCGGAUGUAGAUAUAGAAGAAAAGGUAGAACCUGAUAUUGCUAGAUCAGGAAUUCCCAAGGCGUUGAAAUCCAAUUCAGGAAAGAGUGUCGAGACAAUGGUGGCUGGACCUCCAUAUUUCUUUUACGGAAAUGUUGUCAAUCUGUCUUUUGACCAUUGGGCCAAAAUUUCAAAGUUUUUGUAUGGGAUUGAACCUGAAUUUGUGGAUACUCAGUUAUUCUCAGCAUUGAUUAGGAGAGAAGGCUACAUACAUAAUCUUCCCACUACGAAUAGGUUUCAUAUCCUUCCAAGGCCGCCAAUGACCAUACAGGAUGCCAUACCGCAUACAAAGAAUUGGUGGCCAUUUUGGGAUACAAGAAGACAUUUGAGCUGCAUCUCUACUGAACCUAAUGGAAUACCACAGCUAUGUGAUAGGCUUGGAAAAAUGCUGAUGGAUUCUCAAGGACAGCUCCCACCAGAUCGGCAGAGGCAUUUCCUGUAUAAUUGCAAAAUGUUGAAUCUGAUAUGGGUUGGCCGGCACAAACUGGCUCCUUUAGAGCCUGAACAGUGGGAGCGCAUUCUAGGCUACCCAACGGACUUCACUCAAGCUGCAGAGAAUAGUUCAAUCGGAAGGCUCCAAUUCCUCAAGAACUGUUUUCAGAUAGACACUCUGGGGUAUCAUCUCUCUGUUUUGAAGUCGAUGUUCCCAGGUGGACUAACAGUAAUAUCAAUUUUCAGUGGCAUUGGUGGGGUUGAAGUUACUUUACAUCGCCUAGGCAUUCGUUUGAAGGGUGUUGUCUCUGUAGAGACAUCCGAAGCUCAACGAAUGAUCCUCAGGAGAUGGUGGCAGACAACGAAUCAAACUGGGGAAUUGGUGGAGAUGGAAGACAUUCAGAAGCUAACAAUUAAAAAGCUUGAGAGCCUGUAUGUGAAGUUUGGCGGUUUUGACUUGGUAAUGUGUCAGAACCCAAGCACUCCCUCUAAAACAAGUUCUAAAAUGGCUGCAAAUCAGAACAGUAGUCAGCCUGCUUUUGACUUUACUUCGUUUCAUGAGUUUGUUCGUGUUCUGCAGCGUGUAAAGACCAUGAUGGAGAGAAAGAGGUGACUUGCAAUUCCUUCGCGACUCGUUUAUAUUUGUAUGAAAUUUAGUUGUAAGUUCUGAUUUGAACCUUAGCAAAUCCCUCGGAACCUAAUGUUAUACCAUUAGGUAUUUGCUAUGUUGUUUUUUCACUAAAACGGUGGAAUUUGGUAU